Molecule: messenger RNA, 777 nt
Organism: Penicillium bovifimosum
Lineage: Eukaryota; Fungi; Ascomycota; Eurotiomycetes; Eurotiales; Aspergillaceae
Product: Frag1/DRAM/Sfk1 family protein
Exons: 4
Coding region: 1-777 (258 amino acids)
Cellular component (GO): plasma membrane
Source: RefSeq, a predicted model, not a curated record
AUGCAACACAUUAUAUUGUCGCCCCCGUCCUGGGUCUUUCCGACCGUAGCGGCGUCAACAUGGCUAGGUGAGGAUCAUCCCACGGUCGCUCUGGACAAUGAUCUAACAAAGGAUUUAGCGAUGCUGCUGGCCAUGUUGGGCCACUGGACGAUGAUCGGUGAACCACGAUAUGGCCUCAUGAAGCCUGGCCAAAAUAUACCAUUCAUUUCUGAUAUUGGAGCCCAAGAAUUAAAACCGUUGUUCAUGAUUGGCUGUAUCACGACAGUAUUGCUGUUAAACCUCUCGUUCUAUCAAUUCGUCCAAAACAAGGGAUAUAUCAACAAAACCUGCACCCACGGUUCAUUCCUUUUCACAGUCCUUGGGAGCAUCGGGUUGGUUAUGCUCUCUGUCCUCGAUAACAUCGACCACCACUUCAUGCACGAUGUCUGCGUGACGGUCUUCAUUGUGGGGUACCUUGUCAGCGCGGCCUUGAUGUGCCUGGACUACAUAUAUCUAGGCAUUGCACAUGCUCUACGCGAGCCAAUGCUCAUGACGAGUUUUGUCAUCAAGGCGUCGUUUAUUGUCGUUGAACUUGCGCUUAUCAUCGUCUUCCGGAUAACUGAGCACACUCAUUAUAACCAGAACAAUAUGGCUGCUACUCUUGAAUGGGUUAUCGCUUUUGUUUUCACUGGUUACAUUCUUUCUUUGAUCGUCGACCUUAUGCCAGCGGCUCAAAGGAACCUUCAGAAUCCAAAGGGAUAUCAACGUAUUGAAAUGAGUACAGCCUUGUUACCUUAG